Molecule: messenger RNA, 1086 nt
Organism: Pezoporus occidentalis (night parrot)
Lineage: Eukaryota; Metazoa; Chordata; Aves; Psittaciformes; Psittacidae
Gene: F11R
Product: F11 receptor
Exons: 10
Coding region: 54-932 (292 amino acids)
Biological process (GO): cell adhesion; intestinal absorption; establishment of endothelial intestinal barrier
Cellular component (GO): bicellular tight junction
Source: RefSeq, a predicted model, not a curated record
CACCUGGGCGGGGCGGGGCCGCACCUGGCGCGGGCGCGGCGGCGGCGGCGGCGAUGGCGGCAGCGGCGGGGGGCGGCCCCGGGCCCUGGCUCCUGCUCCUCGGGGCGGCCGUGUCGCUGGUGGGAGCCCAGGUCACCUACGAGACCAAAGAAGUGCCUGAGAACGAGCCCGCCGAGAUUCCCUGUGCCGCGUACGAGUUUGGUUUGAAGAACCCCCGCAUCGAGUGGAAGUUCCAGAAGGGAUCCUCGCUUGUGCUCUUCUACUACGGGGGGCAACUGACGGAGCCGUACAAGGACCGGGUCCGUUUUGCCCCCAACGCCAUCUCCUUCCUCACGGUGACGCGGGCGGACACCGGGAAGUACAUCUGCGAGGUGGUGGGGGACGGCAGCAAGAUCGCCAAGUCCGAGGUGAACCUCAUUGUCCAAGUGCCGCCCUCCAAGCCCGUGGCCCACGUCCCCACCUCGGCCACCAUCGGCAGCAGGAUCGUGCUGCGCUGCACCGAGACGGACGGCUCGCCCCCCCCCACCUUCCGCUGGUACAAGGACGGGAUGCUGCUCCCCACCGAUCCCAAAUCCAGCCCCAGCUUCCGCAAUUCCUCCUACACCCUGGACACCGCCACGGGCGAGCUGGUCUUCCAGCCCCUCGGCAGCUCCGACAGCGGUGCCUACUCCUGCGAGGCCAGCAACAACGUAGGAUCCGCGCAGAGAUCCGAUGCUAUCCGUAUGGAAGCCAGUGAGGUCAACGUCGGCGGCAUCGUGGCCGCUGUCGUGGUGCUGCUGAUGGUGCUGGCGCUCGUGGCCUUCGGCGUCUGGUUUGCCUACAGACGGGGCUUCUUCAAGAGAAAAGACGGCACCGGCAAGAAGGUGAUUUACAGCCAACCCUCGCACCGCAGCCAGGGAGAGUUCAAGCAGACGUCGUCCUUCCUGGUGUGACCCCCCCCCUGCUGUGGCCGACCCGGUGUCCCCAAUGCCCCCCCCGGGACCGUGGCUCCGCCGGGAUUUCACCGCUCCUCGGGAUGCUGCAGCUUCACCCGGUGCCUUUGGGGCAGCCCCACAUGGAUUUGGGGGGGGGGGGGGUUGGUUUUAC